AUGGCGUGGGAUAAAGAGGAACUUGAACGUUCCAAAGGAUGUCGAGGACUUUGUUUUGAUUUCCUGGGUGCUAUAGAAAUGGAGGAUGUCAAAAAAAGGCUCAAAGAAAUGUCGGAAGGUUACUUCAAUCUUCAUGAAAAACGGAUUCAGGAAGACCUUGAAAGACAGCUGCGAGAGAAGGAGAUCGAGAAUCGACACUUACGGGAAGAACUGCAACGGCAAGAUAAGACGUUAUCACAGGAAAGGUUAAAAUACGAGGAGGCAAUAAAAGGCUUCACUUCAGCCAAUAGGACUAAGAGUUAUGAAUUGCGGGUAGUAAGAGACGCUCUUCUUUGCCUCAGGGAUUGUUUUGAGUCCAACGACCCCUAUCAACAUACUCUCGACACCAUAGAGCAAAGUAUCACAAGUCUAUUGGAAAGAGUGAACGCCCUAGAAAUAACACGGAGCAAGGGGUAUUAUGUCGAAGGAUUAACAUCUUCGCCCGUACGAAACUUGAACUAUGAUUCGACUGGAGAUCCUAGAAGAUAUCCUAUUACUACUUUACCGGAUUUCCCACUUCAUCGGUUGGAGAGUUCCGCGCCAAGUGUAACUAAAGUCAGCUGUACAAAAGUUCUAUAUUAUACUGAUAAAUCAGUCACGCCAUUUUUGUCUAUUAUUCCUAAAAGGAAAUCAACUUUUAAGCCUGAAUCACGCGGAGCAAGACUUCACGUUAUGAAGAUAUAA
Molecule: messenger RNA, 723 nt
Organism: Limulus polyphemus (Atlantic horseshoe crab)
Lineage: Eukaryota; Metazoa; Arthropoda; Merostomata; Xiphosura; Limulidae
Product: dixin-A-like
Exons: 8
Coding region: 1-723 (240 amino acids)
Source: RefSeq, a predicted model, not a curated record